AUGGCACCCUCCGGCUUGGUCAUCACCAAGCUGGGUGUCCAAGCUACAUCUUCCGAUGAUCAGGUGAAAGGAUUGCUAUGUCUCAAGAUCUCCUUGCCCAAAGAUGCUGAAGGUAGACCCGGCGCAAGAUGGGCUCUGUUCAAUUCGAAUCCUCCCAAGCUCCUUUCAGCACCAACGAUAUUACCACUUCCUUUACCUCUUCCUGCAUCACGUACUCCAUCUCUACGCACAGCUGCGACUCUACUUUCACUCUCUGCUUCUACGAGUUAUCCACCAUCAUCCCCUUCAGGGCUAGGGGGUAAACCAUACAUCGAUGUGUCUAGCACGACUGGCAAAAUCUUUGUUGUGGUGGAUCCUGUAUCCGGAAGGAAAGGGAGUCAAAAUCAUCGAUCUGUGGGAUCAAGUAGUACUCAAGGAGCUAGAAAGGAUUGGUUGGUCUGUAUGGAAUUUACGGUUCCAUUAGAACAAGAUGUAGAAGAGGGAAUAUCAAAGGUUCUACUACCCUUGCCCAAAUGUUUAGAUAAUAUUAUUCGUUUUCAAAUCCUCUCUCCAUCUUCCGCAUCCUCCUCACCCUCUUCCAUGUCGUCCGUACAACAAGAAGUGAACAUACUCACAGAUCCUAAAAUGCUGCCUCUACCUCCGACAGGUACAAAGUCUUCACCCAGGCGAAGAUCCAACUUCAGUGACCGUAGGGACAAGCCCAAGGGGAAAUUAAAAGCUACUUUGGGAGAAGAAGAAGGGUGGGAAGAUGGAGAAGAUCUAGGUCCAGAUGAUGUACAUAGUGAAAGUGGCGAAGAGACAGAAAUGAGUGAUGAAGGAAGUGAUCAAGAGAGCGGAAGCUGGCUAGAAGGUAGAUUCCCGUGUACCGAUAUUCUUCGCCUUGAAUGGUCUUUCAACUCUCCCUCUUCAUUCGACAUACCGACUCUGCAGAUAUCUCCUACAUGGAGUAAACGGCAAUCGUCUAUAUCCAUUGCUUAUCUAGCACGAAUACCAGAUACGGAUAUGCCAGUUCAGCUGGCGAUCGAUGUCCCGGACGGCUGGGGAUGGUCCGACCUCUCGAUUCAAGGUGAAGGUCUAAGCAACUGGAGAUGCGUACAUGGCGGUUGGACAUCUCCAAAAGGAGAAGAAAUGAUUGAUCCAGAUACGACAUUGGAAGCAGGUGAAUAUGAAGAUUCUUUCGCUACUGUUCGAGCCAAACGAAAUCGGCUUCUCACCCCUACAAGCUCUUCCGAGUCAGACAUGAACACUUUCCAUCCUACUGUCAGUAGUGCUCAUUCUUCAGCAAGCUUAAUGCGUCAGACUCUCCCUUCGUUAGGUGAUAAAAUGGAAGAUUUCUCCUUCGAAUUAUCAUCCUUGGAACAGAAACCCUUGACUCCCAAAAGUCUCAGAAAGUCUCCUUUACAAAUGUUGGUCAAUUCCACUUCUUCUUCAAAUGGGAAAUGGGAUGAGCCCAGAGAAGGAAAUAUGUUCAGUUUAUAUUUCGAAGAUCAAGGGGAUAGAUCUAUCACGGUACAAGCAACUCUCGUGCCAAUCGACCAACUGAUGCUCAUAUCUCCUUCUUUGCCUGUCAAAAUACCGUUUGUCAGGAUUGGAGAUGAAAGGAAUACUCAAUGUCAAGUACAAUGUCCUUCAGCGACUUAUGGGAGUGCUUCGACUCCUUCGUCCGAAAUGGAAUUGAUAAAUACUUCCCUCGGAGGAUCGUUCACUUGGACUGAUGGUAUCGGCCAUCCCCUCUCUAUACGAGGUGGACGAUUAAAGGGAAAUGUAUUUGUCAAAUUACGUCGAUCUACUUGGGGCAUAAUCACGGCUUCCAUGACAUUCCCGUUUCCUAAAAACUCCGAGGAAGUAGGAUUUAUCAUUCCUCUUAGUGGAGAAAUGAGAAUCAGCAAGACGACGCUAGACGGUGCGGAAGUGCCCAAAGCAGUCUACAGCCACGACGGGAAAAGCAAUAUCCGAAUAGCAAAGAGAGAAGAAAAAGCUGGUGGCACAGUCGAAUUCGAAUGGGAUGUUGCAUCAUUUUCCAAAGGUGAUAUCGGGUUGCCGACUUUCGAAGAUGCGGAAGGUGAAUUAAAAGUUGAAUUGAUUGGUGAUGACUGGACUUCAUGUCUGAAAUCGAUUGUAACGAAUCUCACAUCCAUCUCAUCGACCACAUUCACUUAUCCAUUAUCUUCUUCUCAGCCUACAUUCACCCUUCUUCCCAUUUCGUCGACGACGAAGAAGAAGAAAACUUUAUUAUCAUUGUCGACAUUGAUUAACCUGUUCAUGAUAUGGUUGUUACUAUCCAUGGGUCAACAAAUACAAAGAUUGAGAAACGACAUUGAGUUUGUCAAAGAUGAAUAUAAAGAUCUGAGGUUAUAUGGAAUUCCUCAAUCGAUCAUCACCGCUACCACCACAACCACUAUUACUGAAGAAGUUUUUAUUCCUUCAUCAACCACUACGACGAUGGAAAAUCCGACGGGUGCUCCUGAACCCAAUCUUCAACAAGACCUGACGAAGGUUGAGAAUAAGGAAAACAUAGGAUUGGUAAUUGAUGAAAAGAACUAUCCACUGGGAAGAGUCGUUUUUGGUAACAUGGGUCAAGAAUGGGAGAAAUGGUUAACACAUCCUACCGUAAGAACAAUUACUAGAGGUGUAAGUUGGAUUUGGAACACCGUCAUCAAUUUGAUCAUACCUUGA
Messenger RNA from Kwoniella shivajii, 2676 nucleotides. RefSeq lists its product as uncharacterized. The record is from RefSeq and is a predicted model, not a curated record. NCBI's taxonomy places the organism in Eukaryota, Fungi, Basidiomycota, Tremellomycetes, Tremellales, Cryptococcaceae. The transcript has 7 exons. Bases 1 to 2676 code for a protein of 891 amino acids.